AUGACGAACCAAACCCCUCAUUCCUCGUACCUCCGAAAAUGCAUCUCUCUCGCUGAGCAAUCCCCACCACGCCCAACAAACUUCCGCGUCGGAGCUAUCCUUCUCUCCCGCAAAGACGAGGACCCCACCGGCUUAGAGGACCGCAUCCUUUCAACGGGCUACACCAUGGAGCUAGCAGGCAACACCCAUGCCGAGCAAUGCUGCUUCUCCAACUUUGCCGCGGUGCACAAUGUCCCUGAAGACGAGGUCGCCGCGGUAUUACCCAAUGAGCCAGGCCGCAAGCUCAUCAUGUAUGUUACCAUGGAGCCCUGUGGGAAACGGCUCUCGGGCAAUGCUCCGUGCGCUCAGCGUAUUGCGCGGACUCGCGAGGGAGGUCGACGCGGUGUGCACAAGGUGUUUUUUGGGGUGAAAGAGCCGGAGACGUUUGUUGGAGAGUCGGAGGGGUGCCGGAUGUUGAGUGCGGCGGGAAUUGAGUGGGAGCAUAUUGCUGGGUUUGAGAAGGAGAUCUUGACGGUCGCUAUGGCGGGUCAUGAGAAUAGUGAAGCCGAGGUCAAUGCUGCCCUUGGACAAGGUCGUCAGGGGACGAAUGUGGAUGACAUCAGUCCAGAUGAGCGACAGCGGCAGGAGCAAAUGCCGCGAAAUUCAAAAAAGAGGAUGAUGGAGGGGGAGACCAUGAUCUAUUAG
Penicillium diatomitis is the source of this 684-nucleotide messenger RNA. Its product is annotated as putative DRAP deaminase. NCBI's taxonomy places the organism in Eukaryota, Fungi, Ascomycota, Eurotiomycetes, Eurotiales, Aspergillaceae. The transcript has a single exon. The record is from RefSeq and is a predicted model, not a curated record. The coding region runs from base 1 to 684 and encodes 227 amino acids. Gene Ontology annotation, molecular function: catalytic activity.